Messenger RNA from Camelina sativa (false flax), 2385 nucleotides. RefSeq names its product pentatricopeptide repeat-containing protein At4g17616. Gene Ontology annotation, molecular function: protein binding. The record is from RefSeq and is a predicted model, not a curated record. Lineage: Eukaryota; Viridiplantae; Streptophyta; Magnoliopsida; Brassicales; Brassicaceae.
GUACAAAAUUUACGGUCUUGCCACUCUCGUCUUGCUGCCUCUUCUUCGUCUCCCUCGACUUCGAGUUUACAGCAAUUUAGAUUUUAGGGCUCUUUCUUGAUUCAUUCUCGAACUAGAGAAUUCGUGUGUAGUUAUUAUGUUGUCUUCACUGUUACAUUUCAAUUUGGAUUCAGCUUCUCUCCAUCCCUUCUUGUGGUUGUGUUACUAAAUUUUGUAGACUGAUGUUUAGGAAACGGAACUUAGUUCUAGAAUCGUUGCGUCGACUCGAUGUAAGCAACGUAGAAACCCUAAUUUCAAGGGUCUUGUGUAGCCGCACCUCAAAUUCGGUUCUGUUCUGCACUAGUGGUGUUGAACCUGGUAGAUUAAGCUGGGAAGUUUCUUCUCAAGUGAUACUCAAGAAGAAGCUCGAAACAGCUCUUAAGGAUCACCGUGUAGAUGAAGCUUGGGACGUGUUUAAAGAUUUCAAACGGCUUUAUGGGUUUCCCGAUAGUGUAAUUAUGAAUAGGUUUGUUACUGUGUUGUCUUACUCGUCUGAUUCUGGUUGGCUUUGUAAGGCUAGUGAUCUGACUCGUUUGGCUUUGAAGCAAAAUCCAGGUAUGUUAAGUGGAGAUGUUUUAACUAAGUUGUCGUUGUCUCUAGCGAGAGCUCAGAUGGUUGAAUCUGCUUGUAGUAUUCUUAGAAUAAUGCUUGAGAAGGGUUAUGUGCUAACCUUAGAUGUGUUGAGGCUUGUUGUGAUGCAUAUGGUGAAAACUGAGGUGGGGACUUGCUUAGCUUCGAAUUAUUUGGUUCAGGUUUGUGAUCGUUUUGUGGGAUUAAAUGUGUCGAAACGAAAUAGCAGUCCCGGGAAUGUUGUGAAGCCUGAUACGGUCUUGUUUAAUCUUGUACUUGGUUCUUGUGUGAGAUUUGGUUUAUCUCUCAAAGGUCAAGAACUUAUUGAGCUGAUGGCUAAAGUUGAUGUCGUUGCGGAUGCGUACUCGAUUGUGAUCAUGUCUUGCGUGUAUGAAAUGAAUGGUAUGCGGGAUGAGUUGAGGAAGUUCAAGGAGCAUAUUGUUCAGUUACCGCCUCAGGUUCUUUGUCACUAUCAGCAUUUUUUUGAUAAUUUGUUAAGCCUUGAGUUCAAAUUUGAUGAUAUCGGUUCUGCGGGUCGGCUUGUCUUAGAUAUAUGCAAGAGUAAAGACUUGGUUUCAGUUCAUGAUCUUGGAUUUGAUUCUGAAAAGCCUCGGGUUUUGUCUGUUGGGUCUCACCAUAUCAGAUCCGGGUUAAAGAUCCAAAUUUCACCCAAGGUUUUGCAGAGAGAUUCAUCACUAGGAGUUGACACUGAAGCAACAUUUGUCAAUUAUGCCAAUUCCAAGCUUGUUGUCACAAACAAGACUCUUGCCAAGUUAGUUUAUGGGUACAAGAGACAUGAUGAUCUCCCUGAGUUAUCAAAGCUUUUGUUUUCGCUGGGUGGAUCCGGUUUAUGUGCUGAUGUGGUUGAUGCUUGUGUUACUAUUGGUUGGUUAGAAGCUGCUCAUGAUAUUCUUGACGACAUGGUUUCUGCUGGUCAUCCCAUGGAAUUGGCCACUUAUAAAAAAGUCCUGUCCGGUUAUUACAAGAGCAAGAUGUUGAGAAAUGCAGAAGUUCUUCUGAAACAAAUGACCAAAGCCGGUCUAAUUACAGAUCCAUCAAAUGAGAUUGUGGGUUUACCAGAAGCAGAAGAGGAAGACAGUAAGACCACAGAGCUCACGGACCUCUUGGUUCAGGAAAUCAAUGCAGGAAAACAAGUGAAAGUUCCAAGUAUGCUCUACGAGCUAAACUCGUCCCUCUACUAUUUCUGCAAAGCCAAAAUGCAAGGAGAUGCCUUAAUAACCUACAGGAAAAUCCCCAAGAUGAAAAUCCCACCAACUGUCCAAAGUUUUUGGAUCUUGAUCGACAUGUACUCAUCUCUAGGCAUGUACAGGGAGAUCACGAUCGUCUGGGGAGAUAUUAAAAGGAACAUUGCGAGCAGAAGCUUAACGGUAACACAAGAUCUGUUAGAGAAGCUUGUGGUGAACUUUCUCAGAGGAGGGUAUUUCGAGAGAGUAAUGGAGGUUAUCAGUUAUAUGAAGGAGAACGAUAUGUAUAACGAUCUAACCAUGUAUAAGAAUGAGUAUCUUAAGCUUCAUAAGAAUCUAUACAGAGCCUUGAAAGCAGUAGACGCUGUAACAGAAGCUCAAGCCCAGAGAUUUGAGCAUGUCAAAACCUUCAGGAAACUAGUUGGCAUAGUAUGAUUGUAUGAUUUUAAUUCUUAUCCCCUGUAGUGUAUAACUUCAACCAAUUUUGGUUUAAAUGUGAAAUCAAAAGGUUUAAUUCUUAUAAAUCUUGGGCCUUACAUAUAUAAAAAGCUAAAUGGGCCUGAUUUAUAUC